Messenger RNA from Miscanthus lutarioriparius, 1524 nucleotides. The record is from the annotation of a GenBank genome assembly. Lineage: Eukaryota; Viridiplantae; Streptophyta; Magnoliopsida; Poales; Poaceae.
AUGGGGCUCGCGCCGCCGGAGCUGGGCCAGUUCGACGGGUGGGAGAGCUCAGGGGAGGAGGAGCGGGAGCGGGAGCGCUGGGGCUGGUGCCGCCGCAGCCGCCGUGGCAGCAGCAGGCGCCGCGCGGCGGCCCCCAAGGGCGCCGGCGACGACGACGCCGCGGUCGCCACCGGCUGCUGCAUCCGCCUCUGGCCCGUCGGGGCGUGCCCGCCGCAGCCGCCGCCGCCGCCGCCGAGGUCCAAGGUCGACACCUCCACCAGCAGCGCCAGCACGCACGGCGCAGAGAAGUCAACAGAAAAUGGUAGCAGGAAUCAACCGGUCGCAUUGGUAGUCUCAGGUUCUACAACUACUAGUAACGCUGAAAGCAGUUCAUCCGCAUCUAAAGUCGGAGAAGAGAUAAAAGUUGCCUCCCAGCUGCGCAAGUUUGCAUUCAAUGAUCUAAAAUGUGCUACCCGGAACUUCAGGCCUGAAAGUCUCCUUGGGGAAGGGGGUUUUGGAUGUGUUUUUAAAGGGUGGAUCGAAGAGAACGGAACUGCGCCCGUGAAACCUGGUACAGGUCUCACAGUUGCUGUCAAGACGCUAAACCAUGACGGGCUUCAAGGGCAUAAAGAAUGGGUGGCUGAAGUUGAUUUUCUUGGAAAUCUUCACCAUCCCAAUUUGGUCAGGUUGAUUGGAUAUUGUGUUGAAGAUGACCAAAGGUUGCUGGUGUAUGAAUUCAUGCCUCGUGGCAGUUUGGAUAACCAUCUUUUUAGAAGGUCUCUUCCUCUCCCAUGGGCUAUCAGAAUGAAGGUUGCACUCGGAGCAGCAAAGGGUCUGGCUUUCCUUCAUGGAGAAGCAGAAAGGCCAGUCAUUUAUCGUGAUUUUAAAACAUCUAAUAUACUGCUGGAUGCGGAGUAUAAUGCAAAGCUCUCUGAUUUUGGGCUUGCGAAAGAUGGACCUGUAGGUGAUAAAACUCAUGUCUCUACUCGAGUGAUGGGAACCUAUGGAUAUGCAGCACCAGAAUAUGUCAUGACUGGUCAUCUGACAUCAAAGAGCGAUGUCUACAGCUUCGGGGUUGUGCUUCUUGAGAUGAUGUCAGGGCGCAGGUCAAUGGACAAGAAUCGCCCUAACGGAGAGCACAACCUCGUGGAAUGGGCGCGCCCCCUCCUAGGAGAGAGGCAGCGCUUUUACAAGCUAAUUGACCCUCGCCUGGAGGGCAACUUCUCAGUGAAAGGUGCCCAGAAGGCGGCACAGCUAGCACGCGCCUGCCUCAGCCGGGACCCCAAGGCCCGGCCCUUGAUGAGCCAGGUGGUGGAAGUCCUCAAGCCGCUGCAGAACCUCAAGGACAUGGCGAGCGCCUCCUACUUCUACCAGACGAUGCAAGCUGAGCGGAUGGCGCACUCGAACAGCAUGAACGGGAGGAGCAGCCACGGCUUCAAGACGCAGAGCCCGUUCGGGCGGAACGGGCAGCCGCCCGUGAGGAGCCUCUCCGAUGGCCCCCGUGCCUCCCCGUUCCGCUACUCGCCAAAGCCGAACGUGAAAUGA